UAUUAAUAUUAAUAUGAAACAGAAGUCAAAACAAAUUUUGACACCGGUCAUAACACUAAAUGAAAAGUUAAAAUUGAUUUGACAAAUUUAGUGAAACAAGUUAAUAUUUACUCAACAAACGUAAAUAAAGCAUAAAUAACCCGAGGAUCAUAAAAAGAAUAAUAUUUCGGAACUAUGAAUAUUAAUCCAAACCAAACCAAAAUCAAAUCACCUUACAAGCCGGGAACUGCAACGAAGCCUCUUAUAAUAAUCAGGGGAUAUCGUCAACCGGUAAACCGAAAAGCCAUUCAAGAAUAUUUAGAAUCAUUUGGAGGAUUAGAUCAGAUUAUUUUUCAUAAUUCACAUAUAACAAUACAAUUUGCAACAGAUAAUUUUCAUGAAACAUUUCGAAAGAAUAAAUUACGCUUUGAAAAUAAAUCUCUAUCUAUAAAAAUUAUUAAACCAAAUAAUCAAAAAAAGGCAAAACGUAUAAAGGUGCUAAAAAACAAAAAUGUAAAACUAAAAGAUACAAAUUUUAAACCAAAAGAUAAAAACAUUCAGCCAAAAAAUAAAAAUGAAAAUACUCCAGCCAAAAAUCUAGAAAGAUCAAUGAAUAUCAUCAAUCCAUUACAAUUGAUAAAUGAAAUAACUAAAUUAAGGACGGCGGACGAGCAAUUAAUGCAUUUAAUGAAAGAAAUACAGCUUCCUUAUCAAGAAGUUGAAACAAAUCAUUUGUCACUUUGUCAAUAUUUAGAAUCUGCUUUAAGUAAUUAUGUAUUUGUAACGAGAGGAUGUCGUGCGAUGCCCUUUGGAUCAACUAUCACAGGAUUAGCUUUUAAAUGGGCUGAGUUAGAUGUAUUCAUUCAAAAUAUCAACAUACCCGAUAAUGCAACAAACGACUCAGGAACAAUAGCACAGUAUAUAACUCAAUCCAAAAUAGCCUUACAACGUACAGGCUCGUUAUAUAGUAUUCAAGAGAAACAAUCAAAAUAUUUAAACACGCAAUAUAUAAGAUGUACUCAUGAAUCAACCAAAAUCAUUUGUAAUAUUUAUUUUAAAAAUGCGUUAGGCGUUUGUAAUAGCAAUUUAGUCUAUUUUUUAUUAAAUAGUGAUGUUCGAUUACGACCAAUGAUGAUGGUCAUUAAAUAUUGGGCGAAAAUUAAUGAUAUUGCUGGACCCAAGAAAAUAUCAAAUUAUGCGUUAGUAAUGUUACUAAUAUUUUAUUUACAACAGAAUCCAAAACCAAUAUUACCAAAUAUUUCGAUGCUACAAGAUCCAUUUUUCGAAAAAAUUAUUAAUGGAUGGAAUGCUGGCUAUAAUAAUAAAUUUAAUUUUCAGACAUUAAAUGAUUAUUCGAUACCUUAUUUAUUACAUGGUUUUUUUGAAUUUUAUAGCACCUAUGACUUUUUAACUCAAGUUUUAUCACCAUUCACGGGUACGAGCAUUUCUAAAACAAUGUUUCAUAAUGCUAAUGAAUUAGAUAAUAUUCUGUGGUUAUACAAAAAAAAUUUUUUGAGUAAUCAUUGUACUAAAUUGGAGGUAGAUUAUCUUAUGUGUAUACAAGACCCAUUUGAGCAUAAUCACAACUUAACAAAACCUGUAAAUUUGACAACAAUCAAAGUUUUUCAACAAUGUUGUACAUCGGCUGCUCUCAUCUGCCGAAAAGCAAUCGAUUCACAAUCAAUAAUAAGUUUAUUACCACAGCUAUUGAAAGUUACAAAUUGCAAAUAUGAAAUAACUAUAUUACCUACUUCUUCAUUAAAUCAAAAUAUUGAUUUAAUGGAUAUUGCUGAAAGAAACAAUUGGUACGGGCGGGUAAACGAAAUUCUUUUGAUAAUAUUAAAAAAAGUCAUGAAAUUUGACAUAAGAUUAGCAAAACAUGAUCAAACCACAGAUAUACAUGACAAUAUUGUUGAAUCAUUUAACAUCUCAUGCAUAGGGUACUUCGAAAUACAUCAUAACCGUUCAAAAGUUUCAAAAAAAAUUGGUACAUCGGUGGGUUUAAAACAUGAAAUUGCAAUUUCUGAUUAUAUAGUUGAAAAUUUUAAUAAAUCACGCCUUUUAAAUAAAAAGCCAAUAUUGGAAAUGGAUAUUUUAUUUAUCGCAUGUCGUAAUCCAACCAGAAUUGUUUUAGAACUUAGGAAUCGACAGGAUGAAUUAAAAAAUUGCUUCUCAAUAUACGAACACUAUUUACAAAAAUGGUUGCCUAUAUGGAUAGAUAAAUAUUUGCAAGAAAAAGCCGAGGAUAUUUUAGCUGCAAGUACAUCUUCAAGGUGCAAAUGAAGUGUGUCGCUGUAAUUACAUCUUCAGAAUGCAGAUGAAUAAUUAUAAUUUAGAGAAACGAAACCGUUAAAAUAAAAUAUUAAUAUUAAAAAUUAGUUAAUUUUUUAAGUCGAUUCAUUAAAAGGCUUAGUAACGGUUUACUAGAUACAGUGCAGCCCUAUUUAGUCAAGCUAAAGAUGCAAACAAUUUUGAAUUUGGAUUUUUUUUAAGUAGUUAAUCAUUUUAUACUAAUCUUGAAUAUUUUGUUUACUUGGCUAUUCUUUAUUACUUUUUUC
Messenger RNA from Chrysoperla carnea, 2537 nucleotides. Its product is annotated as speckle targeted PIP5K1A-regulated poly(A) polymerase-like. The transcript has 3 exons. Gene Ontology annotation, biological process: RNA 3'-end processing. The record is from RefSeq and is a predicted model, not a curated record. Gene Ontology annotation, molecular function: nucleotidyltransferase activity. The coding region runs from base 175 to 2262 and encodes 695 amino acids. NCBI's taxonomy places the organism in Eukaryota, Metazoa, Arthropoda, Insecta, Neuroptera, Chrysopidae.